AUGGAACUCGCCUCCAAGUCGAACCAAGUGUACCUGCUGGUGAAGAUCGUCAACCUGGAGAAUGUCAACGCCGUCAGUCAUGUAAAGAAGGCACUGAAGCUUAUCAUAUUCGACCUCUUCGGGCUGGUCAUGCUACUGAAGGUCGAUUUUAAAAUGCUGAAGAUCGCGCAGAGCAACCGCUUCUUCGUUCUGCGCACCGGUUUGAGGAUGGUGAACCUCCUCCUGUACGCCAUGCAGCCCAGCCAGACGAUGCGUCACCAGUUUUCCCUAAAGGUGCUAAAAAUUUCGACCUUCCUGCCCAAUUUGACAUGCACCACGGGGGUGGAGAUGUGUCAUAAAAGCGAUAACAAAGCGGUGACAAAGCAUUGA
Messenger RNA from Plasmodium coatneyi, 369 nucleotides. RefSeq lists its product as uncharacterized. Bases 1 to 369 code for a protein of 122 amino acids. The transcript is spliced from 3 exons. NCBI's taxonomy places the organism in Eukaryota, Apicomplexa, Aconoidasida, Haemosporida, Plasmodiidae. The record is from RefSeq and is a predicted model, not a curated record.